This is a messenger RNA of Habropoda laboriosa, 1593 nucleotides long. RefSeq names its product putative fatty acyl-CoA reductase CG5065. The record is from RefSeq and is a predicted model, not a curated record. Gene Ontology annotation, molecular function: alcohol-forming very long-chain fatty acyl-CoA reductase (NADP+) activity. Gene Ontology annotation, biological process: long-chain fatty-acyl-CoA metabolic process. The transcript has 7 exons. The coding region runs from base 73 to 1593 and encodes 506 amino acids. Gene Ontology annotation, cellular component: peroxisome. NCBI's taxonomy places the organism in Eukaryota, Metazoa, Arthropoda, Insecta, Hymenoptera, Apidae.
AAGAUUUUCUCGGUUUUCUUGCCGUUGCUCAUCCUAUUGCGUCGAUUCUGUUUCAAGCGCGCGUCACCGGAAAUGGCAUCAGAGGACGUAGCGGAGUCGGUGUCGGAGUGGUUUCACGGUCGAAAUAUUUUCGUCACCGGUGGUACUGGUUUCAUGGGGAAAGUUUUAAUUUACAAACUGUUGCUCAGUUGCCACAACCUUGGAAAUAUUUUCGUGCUGAUCAGAAAGAAGAAAGAGGUCGAUCCACAGACGAGGCUGCAGCACAUAAUACAGCAAGAACCCUUCAAACUGAUCAAAGAGAAGUAUCCAGACAGACUGAAGAAACUCAUAUUGGUGGCCGGCGACACUACUUCGGAGGAUCUCGCAUUAUCGACUGCCGAUAAACAGAGACUAAUUAAAGAAGUUUCCGUCAUUUUCCACAUGGCAGCGAACGUUAAGUUCGACUUGCCAUUGAAAGAGGCGGUAAAAAUCAAUACCGUUGGUACCAUGAACAUUUUAAAUCUUGCUAAACAGAUACCAAAUCUACAGUCUUUCAUUCACGUGUCCACGUCUUAUUGUCAAUGCACAGAAGAAGUGCUAGAGGAGAAAAACUACUCGUGUAUAGUGCAGCCUGAGAAAGUCGUAGACACUGUAAAUAACAUGACGGACGACGUUCUUAAAGCGAUGACCCAAACAAUAUUAAACGGACAGCCGAACACCUACGCCUUUAGUAAAGCACUCAGCGAGGAUUUGGUGCAAAGAUCUGGCCUGCCUGCAGGCGUUGCUAGACCUUCCAUCGUGGUCGCAUCAUGGAAAGAACCAGCUCCUGGUUGGGUAGAAAAUAUGAACGGACCAACAGGUCUAAUGAUAGGCGCUGGAAAAGGAGUAAUUCGAACGGUGCUUUGCAACUAUAAUUACAUGUUAAAUCUAAUUCCCUGUGAUAUGGCGAUUAACGCGAUCAUCGCGUUAGCGUGGAAAGUUGGAAAGGAGAAACCAGAAAAACCAAUGUUUAUGAAUGUUACCUGUGGAGCUGAAAAUCCAAUCUCUUGGGGUUACGCUGUGGAUACCGGGAAGAAGCAUGCAACAACGUAUCCAUUCACAGGUCUGCUCUGGUAUCCAGGUGGAAGCAUAACCACGUUAAAGUUCUACCACUGGAUACGUGUGAUCUUCUUCCACUUUAUACCUGCGUACCUGUUAGAUGCUCUAAUCGUUCUGAGUGGAAACAAACCGUUCUUGGUGAGGGUGCAACACAAAGUCAACGCUGGCAUCGAAAUGAUACAAUAUUAUACCACUAAGGAAUGGGUAUUUAGGAACGAACGUAUGCAGGAAUUACAGGACGAACUGAACCCUGCUGAUAGGGAAGAGUUCUUUAUGAACACGAAAGCGAUAUCUUGGGACGACUACUUGUUACGAUACAUUCUAGGCACUAGACAAUACUGUUUGAAAGACGAUCCUUCGACUUUACCCCGUGCAAGAAAGGUCCUCAGGUGUCUGUACUUCGCCGAUUGGUUCCUGAAGAUCGGUCUUCUGAUUUUCUUCACGUGGUUCAUUUAUUCCUGGAUCAGUCCCUGCGGGGAAAUAACUGCAACGAAAUUCGAGAUUAACGAGAUUUAA